Molecule: messenger RNA, 5088 nt
Organism: Brassica rapa (field mustard)
Lineage: Eukaryota; Viridiplantae; Streptophyta; Magnoliopsida; Brassicales; Brassicaceae
Product: ubiquitin-like protein ATG12A
Biological process (GO): piecemeal microautophagy of the nucleus; glycophagy; autophagosome assembly
Cellular component (GO): phagophore assembly site membrane; Atg12-Atg5-Atg16 complex; autophagosome membrane
Molecular function (GO): Atg8-family ligase activity
Source: RefSeq, a predicted model, not a curated record
AUUGUAGAGUACUGUAUAGAGAAAAUCAAAUACAUUCGAUGUUGAAUUGAUCAAACACUCAGUUAUUAAUCAAAAUGGUUUAUGACUCAAGUGUAUAAACGGAUACUUACGUCGGUAAGUAAGUACACUAAUGUGGAUUUGUCCCUAUUCGUGGUGGGUGAAGUGGGGGAGUUGUGAAAAGUGAAAAUAUAAUCAUGAGAGUAACGUGCUGGAUUUAGCCAAUUAAUUUGCAAAAGUUGACUCCAACAAUCAAAUCUAGUCAAUUAAAUAAGUAAUUACUUUUGUAUAUAAACCAAAAUGGCGGUAAGGACGAAUUUGACAAUCAUUUUCUGUAAGUUUGAAAAACGUUUAUUCUAAGAUAUAUAAGACACUAGCUAGUUCGCUACCCAUUUGUGAUGAAAAAUCAAUUAUAGAGUAGAAAAAGAAGAAGAAAAAUAAUAGAAUACUAUAUAUCGAUUGUACGUAUAUAUUGAAUGAAGAAGUUAUUCGUGAUGAUACAAAUCAAUAAAAGCAUUUGGACAGCUAUAACAUGCAAAAAAAAAAUUGCUAUGUAGGUAUAAAGAUAAAAGGAUAACUAAGGGGCAUACAAUGUCCCAUAUCAACCAUGCACAACUCGUCAUUCGCAUGCACUACCAGCUAUAUCUAUAUAAUAUUAACUAGGCUAGCUAGGGCUUGCUCCAUUUCAAAUCACACAAGCUUAGACUCACACUCGAUCGAUUAUAAGUAUAUAUUAAAUGCGAUAGAACUCACUCUCUAUAUCGUGAGUGUGCACGGACGUGUACAUGUCGUCGUAAAACGGUACAUGGUGCAAUGGUGGUGGGACACUCUCAACACUAUUAUUAACUUUCCUAUGAGUAUAUGUAUUUACGCAAGUCAUAGCAAAUCUGCAUUCGACAAUUAUAGAUUCUGAAAUACUAAUACUCCAAACAAUUAAUAGAUCAUGAAAUAUAGUAUUAAAUGCUGAUAUUGAUCGAUGUUUUCCCCUGAGAAAUCAGUUUUAUCAUUCAGAAACAAAAGGAUAACACAAAUUAUAUGAUAUAUACAUAUAUAUAUAUAUAUAUAAAUAAAACUAUAUAGGCAAAUAUCAUAUGUUUUCCAUGGUAGUUAGUAUAAAUUAUAAAUAUAAUUACAGAAAACAUGUUUUUUAAAAUAAUAUAUUUUCAAGGAAAAAUGUAUAGAAGGAACACAUUAGUCAACAUUAUUGAAACAAUUCUAAACAGUUAAAAUACUGAUUGCUUUGCUUUUUUUUUUUUUACUUUUUGCCGUAAAACUAAUUUUUAAAAUUUUAAGUUUUGUUAAUCAUACACUAUGUAAUUUUUAAUUUUCAUUUCUUGAAAUGGUAUUAAGAUUCUUAGAAUUUUUUUUUUUUGAAACAACAAAUGGGUAAUAGAAAAUGUUUGGAAGAAAACAAGAGCGAUGGACCAAUGAAAAAGACAGGUUUGGAUCGGAAACGAGUGGAUAUAAAUUUAGCCCGCACGUGACGGGUGGUCGCUUCAAGUGUCGUAACUCUCUCACUCUCACGUGCGCGCACGUGUUAACCCUCUUAUAUUAUUUCACCUGAUCCCUAUAAGAGAAAAUAUCUACCAAUCAAUCCACAUCAGAUGUGGACGACAAUGGAAUAGCAAAAAGAUGGCAAACACUGUGCUCUUUUGAAAAAUACGAUACCAACAAAACAUCAAUAAGAUAUAUACACUGUUUAGAUAUAGUUAUAUAAAAUCAAUUAUAUCUUGUAAAAUGUAACAUUUAAUAAUUGUUAUUUGUCCUUACUUAUUCUCAUAUGCGAAUUUAGAAAUUAAGCUGUAGACAAUUGAUACACAUCUGAUUUCUCAUGUGGGUUUAAUCUAGUUUGUUUUUGAAGGAGUUGUAUUUAUUGGUAAAAACACUAGAGGGAAAGCAAAAUAAGAGAAUGUUGGAAGCUAGACCCCAAAACAUACUAACAAACAAGAAUGCUUUUGUUUGUUUCCAAGAAGAUUAAUGUUGUGGUUGUAUCUUUUUGUCUGAACAUCCAUGAAAUGGGGGACGUGUAGCUCUUUCUUUCGUUCAUCUUUUAUGACGUUCAUCGUCAUGUUACGUUAAAGGGUAUAAUUCGUAACUUUUUCUUAUUGCUCAAUGACCCUAAUGUUUUCCAAAAGUUGGAGAUACAAACUAGGAUUGAGAGGAUGACGAAGAUACAGAUAACUCAUACGUGAUCUUGAUAUCAAGACAUUUGCGUAAUUUAUUUAGAAAAAAGUUAGUUAUAUAUAUAUGGAUUUUUUUUUUACUUUCGGACAUGACCCAACAAAAAUAUGAACCGGGUUAGUUUUCAGCUAUUAGACUAAUAUAUCAUGGAUAUUUGACGUUGUUUAUGUUUUCUAUGAGACAUAAAAUCCUUUUAAAUGAAUGUUAAAUUUGUUCAUAUUAUAAAAAAAAAUUUACAACUUGUGUUACUUUAUUUGGAUGAAAAGAAAGGUAUACUUGGAAACUAAAAACUUCGUCUUUAAAACUCCAUUUAGCGAGAAGCGAACCAUAUACUCAUUUGCCUGAGAAUAUUUUGCUUCAACUCUGCCCCUUACUGAAUCAAUGCAGUUGCGUAUGUGCUUGUCAACAUAAGCAAUCAGGAGGGUCGGCUCGUGAGAUGUUGUCCAUGCUGUCUGCUAUUUCUCUCUCGCCACGUUAUUUAUACUAGAUUGAAAAACCGUGCGAACCAAGAACCCUCGUGUGCCAUCCAAAUAGAGUCCGCUGUAGAUUCUGGCUCCAGUCAUUCGAAUAAUUGUGAUUUAGCAAGUUUCUUGUGAGGCUAAUCCAAAUAAACUCAAGAGUCAGGACACGGAAAAAUAAGCGGUUUCUUGUUUCGAUGGUGUCAACGCAACCACAAUUAAGUAAUGCAUAAGAGAAAUCAAGAAACAGAUACAAGCAAACACACCUAUGUUUUAUUAGAAAUCGUCUAAACAAUCUAUUACAAAACUUGAUUAAUCAGCUUUACCCAGCUUGUUAACACCCUAACAAUUGCUACUGAAAAAUUCAUAAUCUAUCCAAACUUGUCUAUCUAUCGUCGUAUGCUUCAACGUCUGUUUCAGCACGACCCAAUAAUACUCUUAAGUAAUUUUUAUCCUUCCUAUAUAAUAAUAACUCAGUGUCUUAUAGAAUACACAAGUCUCCAAAGCUAUUUGAUAGUGAUCUCCACGUUUCCAAAACUCUUUAUCCAAGGAACAUAGAUAUGGACAAUUUCCAUAGUUAUAAGUACAGUUUUCUUUUUUUGGAAUUGCACUUAUUAUUCAAAGCAUAAACUUGUUCUUCAAGUUUAUCUCUUACAUUUUUACCACGGUAUAAAUUUGCUCUUCAAAUUUAUCUCACGCCAGCUCAACAUCUUACAUCGAUUCACAUGGUCUCCACCACUUUGCAUGCCUCCUCUGACACACUGCAUCAGCAAGUAAUCCAACAACUACGUCAAAACAUAAACCCUCAAGUUUAUCCUUUUCCAGCUAUAAAAUCUUGCAUCCAGACCCAACCAUGAGAAAGUUUAAAACAACAUAGACCGGAAGCACAAAAUUUUUUGAGGGUCUAUUAACCAAUUAAGUUACACAAAAUUUUAAAAAAAAUAUUGACCAGAAAAUUCAUAUACUUAUUUUCAUAGGGCCGGAAGCUUAUGUUUCCAUAGUUUAUGCCCAUGACCGCUACUGCUUUCAUCCACAUGGUAUUUACGACUUUGUAUGUCUUUUGUAUUAACGAUUAAUGUAUCUAGUAUUAGUAAUUUUGUCGUCUAAUUAGUCAUAGAAGACUAUUGACAUCUAGAAGCUCUGAUUUACAUCUUCAAAUGGAAGUGUCGCAGAGAAUGCGUAUUGUAUGAAACAAAAUUAUAAUAGUCAGCACGUAAAGCUUGAGUUAUUUGAGAGGGAAAAUAGAAAUGAUAAAGUCAUUUACAACUCUCCAUACCUACCAUAGAGUCAUAGACCAGUUUUUAUUUACAUAUUUUUGUUAUCUAUUUUUAUUGAAAACUCGAAUUUUAGAACAAGGAUUUAACUUCUUCCAAAAAUCAUUGUUAUGAGCUAUCGGUGUUGCAUUUGAUAUUUAGAAUUAGAUUUAGUGUGUACUUCUGGCCAGAGACAUGUAUACGUAGUCAGGUAUUAAUAUGUGAUUCUCUUAUUCCAACUGCAACAAGUUAAUGACGAAGAACAGAAUCACAUGGAAGGAGAGCAAGAAAACACUAUUAAUUGCCUCUGGAUUUGUCAUAAACCAACCUAACUCCACCAAAUCAUUAACUUCCAGUAGUGUGCCCAGGCAUGAUGCAUAAACCUUGUCUUCUUUCUAUUUAUGGACCCAUUCCCUAUAAAUUAUACUCAUAAUUUAAUCGACAAUAUUACUUUAUAAGGAUAACGACUGAUCCAUCACAAACCGGUCAAUGUCAUCGUCUUGUUUUCUAUAUGUAUCUAAACGAAAUAAACUUUUGUUUGUUAGGUAACAUAUAUAAUGGGCUUAAAACUAAGAUGGGCCUAAAUAUCUAAACAAGUUUAAACCCAACUUGAUCUGCUUUAGUUUCGUAAUGUCGUCCUCCUCGUCGUCGUUCUAAUAUUUUCUCUCUCCAUCUCGUCGAUGAGCUCCGUUCGGAAAAUUGUUGUUCAUCUAAGAGCUACAGGAGGUGCUCCGAUACUGAAACAAAAUAAGUUCAAGAUUUCAGGGACGGAUAAGUUUGCUAAAGUGAUUGAUUUUCUAGGAAGGCAGCUUCACUCUGACUCAUUGUUUGUGUAUGUAAACAGUGCUUUCUCGCCAAACCCUGAUGAGUCAGUAAUUGAUCUAUACAAUAACUUUGGGAUAGAUGGGAAACUGGUGGUGAACUAUGCUUGUUCCAUGGCAUGGGGAUAAAAACCGAGGAUGUACAUCAUCAGAGCUAUGAAGUUGGGCAUCAUGCCCAGUGAUGGGAUCUGCAAAAGAUGAUACUGCUGCUACUUUUAUUUGCUAGGAAACUUGUUUGUACAUUCAUAGGAAAUGGCUUUUUCAUCUUUAAAAUUUUUCACUUCAGAAUAAGCAUUACAAAUUGCAACGGUUUAAGGGGUGAUUCUGUACCAUAUAAAUCUAACUGGUUAAUACUUAAUACUUUGACAGAUUGAUUCA